AUGGAUCUCGGCCUUCCAUUUAGUUCUGGCUGUGCUGAAACACACCAGGUUGACCUGAGAGUUGUAGUAAAAGAAGAACACAUAAAAGAGGAGGAACAUGAUCAUAUGAUUACAUUUCAACAUGAUGAGGAAAAGCCCGUUGCAGAGCUUAACUGUAAAACUGAAACAGACGUCAUAGAGUCACCAAUGUCGACUUACAAUGAAACAGUGAAGACUGAAAAAGACGAAGAAGAAGAGGAGAAGGAGCAACAAUGUGACUGGCUGCUGGAAAAUGUAUCAGAACACCCACAUGUAACACAACAGAGGAUCCAUGGACAGAAUGAUGAAUUCAACCUGCAACUCAAAGGAAGGCUUCACCACUGCACAGUCUGCAGGAAGAGUUUCAAGACCCUAAGUGAACUUGAGAAACACCAGCAAACACACUCUCUUGGUGUUAAUCAAAGCCAGAGUACUGGCAAAAGACAACAUAAAUGUGUCAAUUGUGGAAAAACUUUUUUAAAAACUUCACAUCUUAAAACCCAUUUACUAACACAUACGGGAGAGAGGCCUCAUAAAUGUGCCCAGUGUGGAAAAGCUUUUGUGCGACUCUCAAAUCUUAAAGACCAUCUACUAAUACACACGGGAGAGAGGCCUUAUGUAUGUUCCCAGUGUGGAAAAGCUUUUACACGACUCUCAACUCUUAAAACUCACAUACGCAUACAUACUGGAGAGAAGCCUCAUAAAUGUGUCCGAUGUGGAAAAGCUUUUUUACAAAAUUCACAUCUAAAAUACCAUGUGCUAAUACACACUGGCGAGAAGCCUCAUCUGUGUGUCCAAUGUGGAAAAUCUUUUACACAAAGGUCAGCUCUUAAAACCCAUAUACUAAUACACACAGGAGAGAAGCCUCAUAAAUGUGUGCAGUGUGGAAAAGGGUUCUCAAUAGUUUCACUACUUCAAUCCCAUAUUUUAUCUCACACUGGAGAGAAGCUUCAUAAAUGUGCCCAGUGUGAAAAAGCUUUUACACACCUCUCGUCUCUUAGAAGCCACAUGCUCAUACAUACUGGAGAGAAGCCUCAUAAAUGUGUCCGAUGUGGAAAAGUUUUUUCAUUAAUUUCAAAUCUUAAAAACCAUUUACUAAUACACACUGGAGAGAAGACUCAUGAAUGUGCCCAGUGUGGAAAAUCUUUUAAAUACCUCUCAACUCUUAAAACCCACAUGUUCAUACAUACUGGAGAGAAGCCUCAUAAAUGUGUCCAAUGUGGGAAAUCUUUUUCACAAAGUUCAGCUCUUAAAUACCAUGUACUAACACACACUGGAGAGAAGCCUCAUAAAUGUGUCCAGUGUGGAAAAGCUUUUUCACAAAGUUCAGAUCUUAAAAACCAUUUACUAAUGCACACUGGAGAGAGGCCUUAUGAAUGUGCCCUGUGUGGAAAAGCUUUUACACUCCUCUCAACUCUUAAAACUCACAUACGCACACAUACUGGAGAGAAGCCUCAUAAAUGUGUCCGAUGUGGAAAAGCUUUUUUACAAAUUUCACAUCUGAAAUCCCAUGUGCUAAUACACACCGGUGAGAAGCCUCAUAAAUGUGUCCAUUGUGGAAAAUCUUUUACCCAAAAUUCAGCUCUUAAAACCCAUGUACGAAUACACACUGGUGAGAAGCCUCAUAAAUGUGUCCAGUGUAAAAACGCUUUUCUAAGACUUUCAGACUUAAGACGUCACAUGCUCACACACACUGGAUAGAAGCCUAAUUAUUGUGCCUAGAGUGAAAAAGCUUUUCCAAGAAUGGCAGAUUUAACACGCCACAUGCAAACACACACUGGAGAGAAGCCUCACCAUUGAUCAAAGUGUGAAGACUCAUUCAUCAUUGAUGGGGGGGCACAAUGAAUGGACAAUAAACAUCAUGUAGGCUUUGAUUUGGGAACCCAAAAUCAUUGUUUCCCCUAGACAUUUUUUCCAGCAAUAGGGUGUUAGUCACAGUUAUGCUGGGGGGGGGCAUACUGCCCCAGAAGAAAAUGUUGAAUGACUCCUUAGAUGAGGACUUCUGGCGAGUCUUGUCAAAAGAAAUGGACAGAUUAAGUUGCAAAUAUGACACAGCCUAACAUCAACCGAUUCAAAGCAUCUGCUAUGGAAAAAAUGGCAGUUACAAAGGAUUAUCAGUCACAACAAAAACCUAUCAGCAUAGACAGGAUUAUUCAUGGUUUUCUUUU
Messenger RNA from Alosa alosa (allis shad), 2186 nucleotides. RefSeq names its product gastrula zinc finger protein XlCGF26.1-like. The coding region runs from base 1 to 1719 and encodes 572 amino acids. Lineage: Eukaryota; Metazoa; Chordata; Actinopteri; Clupeiformes; Clupeidae. The transcript has 2 exons. The record is from RefSeq and is a predicted model, not a curated record.